AAACUGACCUGCCAUAUGUUUUAAGGUCUUUAACGUAUGAAGUGAAGUUGGCUGUUGCUCAGUUUGUGCGUGUGUGUGAUUAGUUUGUGUUUUUGCCGGCACGAAAAAAAUUCAGGUGAGAUGAAUUUAUUUGAGGAGCUGGAUACAUUGGAUCCCAGCUCCAAGCUGGUGCCCCCGCGUAUAGAGACACCAACACCCCACAAAGUAGCUGUAUUGAUACUACUCAAACAAUAUGUAAAGGAUAAAAAGACGUCAAUGGAUUCGGGAAUUACGAUGCGUCCACAAAGACGUCGCAUGUUUUGCAUGCUCAUGUUCAAGCUGGUGCAGGAGGCUGACAUGUCGUACAAUGAGCUGCAUCACUUGAUUACGAACAAACCGUUUAAGCUGGACACACUUAUGUUGGAGGCCUUCGAGAAGGCAAUGUCAGAGUUCUGUGGCUCGGCCAGCAUUGAGGCAUUGUUUGACUUCGCGGAAAUGCAAAAUAUCGAUACACUUCUGAAUGAAGACUAUGGCGUUAGCCAGUUCAGCAUGGUUGGCGUUUAUGUCAGACGAAUCGCUGUUGUACUCGAACGUUUCACCUUCGCCGAGAUGAUGUGCAUGUAUCGGAAUAUAUGUCUAUACUAUGAACGUGGCAUACGCGCCUUGUCAUCAGGAGCACGAAAAUUAAUUGUUGGCGGUGUGCUGCAUAGAUCGCAAACGCCUCCACCGCCAGCGUCGGAGGAGAUCAGCAAGGACAUAGUUGAGCCAAAGCAGGAACAGACAGAACUUAGCCAACCACUAAGCAGAUGGGCUCCGAAGCAAGCGAAAUUUUUUAUUAACAAACAAUCGGAGCUGUUGGAUAAUGACGAAAGCAGCGCUUUGUCACCCAAGCAGCUCCAGCUCAAGGUGCAGCAGAUUAUUGAGGAUCUGCCUUUAAAUACAACCUCCUAUUUUCUGGGAUACAUGAAUCAGCUGCGCAUACGCGACUACUAUAAUGCACUAUCGGCUCUGCAUCGUGCUUUGGAUCGUUCGCCUGUGCGACUGAUGAGCCAAGAGAAAGGCUAUCAGUAUUUUUGCAUCAAUCUAGCCGUGCUGCAUGCAACUUUUGGGCAUCGGGAAGAGGCAUUGGCUGCACUCAGAGAGAGCAUUAUGCUGGCCCAAGAGCAUGGCGAUAAGAGAAGCUUAAAUUUAGCCAACACCUGGCACUGUUUGCUGCGCGAUGAGCUGCCCCUAUCGUAUGUGCAGCGCAGCGUAGCUGACAUCAGCGAUGCGGACGGCAAUCUUCUACAGAACUAUACGUUAGCACUUCACUUUGCUGUGAAGCUCGGCACUGUGGCUGGUUAUCAGCCGUUGCGACUGUUCGAUUUGCUGCAGAAUAGUGAUCAGUUGACCAAUCGAAAUAAUCUAUCCAACCAUGCCUCGGAAGCUUUGGCUUUGAGAAGUGCUGUUUGGUGUGCUUAUGGAAGGCACGAGUUAUCAGCUUUGUAUGCUCAGCUGCUGUUGUCCGUGCGGGAUCGUUUCAAUUGCAGCGGAUCUGCUGGGAUGGGCAGCGCUUUGGCAAGCUAUGCCAUGUGGCUGCAUCUGCAGGGUGAAUUGCGUCUCGCUCGCGUAUUGCUUCAUCGCGCCCGUGAACAGCUGCCACGCAUGCCCAACGCUGAAUGCUGGAUGAUCAGCCAGUGCCAUGUGGUAAUACAGUCGGGCAUUUAUCGCUGUCGUUGGCAUGAAGCUCUAAAAGCCUGCGAUCAACUUCAUCUGCUCGAUCCAUCGGCUGCGAUGCAGCAGCGCGCUGCCAUCUAUGUCGCCAAACGCGAAUUCUUCAAUGCACGCCGUCUGCUGGAUAAGCUUGCAGCCAAGUCGGAGCUGCCGUUUCUGCUGCGUAUGCGUGUCCAAGUUCUACUCGCCUACUGCAGUUUGGCAGAAGGAAAUUUCUCUAGCGAGGCAGUUACGCUACUACUGCGUGUAGCCGAGGAUAUGUCCGAAUCCCAGAUGGACUACGAGCUGGCCAUGGUGGAUAUGUUACUCGCACAGGUGCUUCUAAUGCUGGGCAUGCCACAGAAGGCGUACCAAGCCAUUAAGCGUAGCAUGGAUGAUAUACACAUAAAUGGCGGACUCUACGAAAGGGCCAAGACAGACUUUGUAUUCGUGCGUUGCCUGCUGGCCAUUAAGGAGGCGGAGGCACGCAAAGCGCAACUAUUGAAAUCUUUGGAUAUACUAGAGCGUUCCGCACAGUCCUUUAAGCAACUGUCGGCACAUGCGAAAGUCUUGGAUGUCUAUGUAUUUCUCGCUCAACGAUUCAAUGAAUACGGUGAACGAGCGCUGCGUAAUAAAUACGCUGGAGAAUUUCGUCGCUACUUCAUGGAGCAUCCCAUACCAAGAGAAUAUCUCGGCGGUCCGUAAUUAACUCUUAAUAAACGAUUUUAUUAAUUUUUAUAAACAUUAAUUGUUCUUUUCUUCUUGAUUAUGCGUAGGCCAACUACAAAUACUUGUACUAAACCCUAUUUGAAAGUUCUGUGCCAACU
This is a messenger RNA of Drosophila hydei, 2498 nucleotides long. It is a transcript of the gene ida, whose product is annotated as anaphase-promoting complex subunit 5. Bases 121 to 2376 code for a protein of 751 amino acids. NCBI's taxonomy places the organism in Eukaryota, Metazoa, Arthropoda, Insecta, Diptera, Drosophilidae. Gene Ontology annotation, biological process: protein K11-linked ubiquitination; positive regulation of mitotic metaphase/anaphase transition; anaphase-promoting complex-dependent catabolic process. Gene Ontology annotation, cellular component: anaphase-promoting complex. The transcript has 2 exons. Gene Ontology annotation, molecular function: protein binding. The record is from RefSeq and is a predicted model, not a curated record.